This is a messenger RNA of Auanema sp. JU1783, 1374 nucleotides long. The record is from the annotation of a GenBank genome assembly. NCBI's taxonomy places the organism in Eukaryota, Metazoa, Nematoda, Chromadorea, Rhabditida, Rhabditidae.
AUGGUCAUGAUUGAGACAUUCAUCGGCAUGGCCAAAUACCUAAUGCCUAGAUAUGAUGAUGAUUGGAGUGAUCGUUUACACUACAUGUUCACUCCAAACAUACUUCUGGCUUUUUCCGUUUUGAUAUCUUUCAAGCAAUUUGGUGGUCGACCUAUCGAAUGCAUGUUCCCUAAUAAGUUUCCUGGAAGUUGGGAGCAAUAUGCGGAAAACUAUUGCUGGUCACAGGACACCUAUUUCGUGGAGAAACAACAACAUGUAGAACUAUUAGAAACCGAGAAUCGUUAUUCCCGAGAGAGACAACUGUCUUACUACCAAUGGGUUCCGUUUUUCCUUUUACUGCAAGCCGCCUUCUUUCGAGCUCCAAGUAUUUUUUGGAAGUAUUUUUGCAAUACAACAGGUAUCAGAAUUCACGAAGUUGUUGAAAGAGCUAGGGAUUCUGCUAAUGUUGAAGAAGAUGUGAAAGAAAAAAAUGUCAACGUACUCGUCAGACACAUGAAAAAUGCUCUCCGUUUUCAGAACAGAAUUGAGAGAAACGGGGUUGUUGUUCAUCGCACUUUUCGAUUCCUCAAUUUUCAAUAUUCAUCCUCGUUCAUCUCUACUGUUUAUUUGAUAACCAAAGUUUUUUAUUUGGUUAAUGUGGUGUUCCAGCUGUGGUUGAUGAACACUUUCCUCAAAACAAACUCGAAUGAAUGGUAUGGUUAUGGAGUAGUGAAAAGUCUUAUCAAUGGAACAAACUGGGAAACCAGUGGUUACUUUCCCAGAGCUGCGGUUUGUGAUUUCGAGGUUCGCCAAGUUGCUAACAUUCAAAAGUAUUCCGUUCAAUGUGUACUGGUUAUCAACAUUUUCAACGAAAAGAUAUUUGUUCUCUUGUGGUUUUGGUAUUCGAUGAUCUUCGUAUGUGCCUUGAUAACCUUUGUUCAAUGGUUUGCUGUACUUGUCCUUCCAUGUUUCCCCCGAUGGUUCAUCAAUCAGCAUUUGCAACUCAGUGCCUUGGAAAAUUUCAAUCCAAAUAGUCAUAGAGAUGCACUAAAUGUAAAACGAUUCGUCACUAAAUAUCUUCGUCGCGAUGGUGUUUUCGUACUUCGAAUGGUAUCUUCCCAUGCGGGGAUAAUAUUCGGAUCAGAUUUGGUUUUAGCCUUAUGGAGAUACUACGAUGACCAAGAACAGAGAAAAUCCUUGGGGUUAUCAGAUCUCUCCCCUCUUACUGAUCAGGACAGUUUGCGGAAGCGUAAAACCAGCAGAUUGUCGUUUAUGUGUGAAGGAGAUUCUGAUUUUGGCACCACUCUCGUUCCAUUAUCCCCCGAAGAAGAAAAAAAAAGUUUAUCAGAAAGAAGUGAAAGAAAUCAUCAACCAAAUCGAGACUUCGAUGAUUAG